This is a messenger RNA of Hyaena hyaena (striped hyena), 2619 nucleotides long. RefSeq names its product zinc finger protein 169 (gene ZNF169). Gene Ontology annotation, molecular function: DNA-binding transcription repressor activity, RNA polymerase II-specific. The transcript is spliced from 5 exons. Gene Ontology annotation, biological process: negative regulation of transcription by RNA polymerase II. NCBI's taxonomy places the organism in Eukaryota, Metazoa, Chordata, Mammalia, Carnivora, Hyaenidae. Bases 665 to 2437 code for a protein of 590 amino acids. The record is from RefSeq and is a predicted model, not a curated record.
UCACACGUCCCCGGGUUGCGUGCGGCGUCCUUUGGCCCACCUCGGCGCUUCCCGCUGGUGUCUGCCUCCUCCCGGGGCCCUCCCAAGUACGGGGUGGCGCCCACCGGGCAGAGCACUUUCCCUAGACCCCCGUAAUUACUGGAGGUGGAGAUUUCCUUUGUGAAAAUGAAACUGCGAGCGUAUCUCUGGGCAUUGUGUCUGCCCAGGGGCCUAUGCCAGGUUUGCCGUUGGAGCCCCCGACCCCUCUGCCCCCUAGAGAGAGUUCAAAUACAGAUCUGCCCUUUUCCACUGACUCAUCCUGGGCAAGGCACCGAACCUCUUGGAGUGGAGUGUGGAAAGCAUUGAAACUUGUGUCUGGCACAUGCUAAGUGCUCAAAAAACAUUCAUGUAUGUUUCUACUAAGCCCCGCAGCACACGGAGGAUUAAUAUACUGGGCGUCAGCAUACGUUCAGAGCAGGUUUGCUCUAAAACCCACACCCUCCUGACUUUGUGGGGUUGUUCUUCCCUUCCCUGCCUGGUUCUGUGCCCAGCUGCAUGCUUGGAGGUUUCCGGCCUGCUCUCUAGGCAGGGAGAGACUCCUAAGGUGGAGUCGGCUUCUGGUAUGCCCAGCUCUACCUCUGCAACUUGACUCUUCUCUAGAAAGAGCACUCAGCUGACCAGGAAUAUGGCCCCAGGGCUCCUGACAACCAGGGAUGAGGCAUUAAUGGCCUUCAGGGAUGUGGCUGUGGCCUUCACCCAGAAGGAGUGGAAGCUACUGAGUCCUGCUCAGAGGACCCUGUAUCGGGAUGUAAUGCUGGAGAACUACAGCCACUUGGUGUCGCUGGGAAUUGCCUUUUCCAAACCCCAACUCAUCACCCAGCUGGAGCAAGGGGAUGAGCCCUGGAGAGAGGAGAGUGAAUGUCUUCUGGACCUUUGUCCAGCAGAACCAGGGACAGAAUUCCAGCCAUGUGGCCAUUCCUGCCCGGUGGCCUUUUCCAGUCCGCAGUUCCUCGAAGAGUAUGUGCUGUGCAGGCACCUUCCUCAGAUCUUCACAAGUUCAUACGCAGGAAGCCCCAUCCCAAAAGAAGCUCCCAGCUGCUCAAGUGAACAAGGUGACAAUGAAGAGACGGAAGGGAGACUCGGGCUGAGCGGGGUUUCCCGGGUGCUCUUUGGACCCUCUCAGGGUCGGCAGGUAGACUGGGUGGAAGGCAACAGAGCUAGGGGAGUAGACCAGGGGAUGUGUCCUGAGGAGGCUGACCUUUCAGCAUCUGGAGCAGCCAUGUAUGGGAAAUACAGACUGGGACUUGGUCCCAAAUCCAGUCUCUUAAGCCUCCGGAAGCAUCACGUAUGCCCUGAAUGCGGCAGAGGCUUCUGCCAGAGGUCAGACCUCACCAAGCACCAGAGGACACACUCAGGGGAGAAGCCUUAUAGCUGUAGGGAGUGCGGGCGAGGCUUUGGCCGCAAGUCCUCCCUCACCAUUCACCAGAGGAAGCACUCCGGGGAGAAGCCGUAUGUGUGCCGGGAGUGCGGCCGCCACUUCAGGUACACGUCCUCACUUACCAACCACAAGAGGAUACACUCUGGGGAGAGGCCCUUCGAAUGUCAGGAAUGUGGACGAGGCUUUCGCCAAAAGAUUGCCCUCAUCCUGCACCAGAGGACACACUUGGAGGCGAAGCCCUUUGUGUGUCCUGAGUGUGGGAGAGGCUUUUGCCAGAAAGCAUCACUCCUGCAACACCUGAGCUCACAUUCCAGUGAAAGACCCUUCUUGUGCCUUGAGUGUGGGCGUGGUUUUAGGCAGCAGGCACUGCUCCUCAGUCACCAAGUCACACACUCAGGGGAGAAACCUUACAUCUGUGCUGAGUGCGGGCAUGGCUUUCGCCAGAAGGUCACCCUCGUCAGACACCAGAGAACACACACAGGGGAGAAGCCUUACCUGUGCCCAGAGUGUGGGCGCGGCUUUAGCCAGAAGGUCUCCCUCAUGGGACACCAGAGGACACAUACAGGGGAGAGGCCUUAUCUGUGCCCUGAGUGUGGGCGUGGCUUUGGCCAGAAGGUCACCCUCAUCCGACACCAGAGGACACACACAGGGGAGAAGCCCUACCUGUGCCCGGAGUGUGGACGUACCUUUGGCUUCAAGUCGCUCCUCACCAGACACCAGAGGACACACUCAGGGGAGGCGGCUGAUGUGUACAGAGUGUGUGAACAAGGACUGGGCCAGAAAUCUCACUUCACCUCUGACCAGAGGACACACUCACGGGAGAAGCCCUGUGUGUGCGGUGAGUGUGGGCGUGGCUUUGGCUUCAGGUCGGCUCUCAUCAGACACCAGCGUACCCACUCAGGAGAGAAGCCAUAUGUGUGCAGGGAGUGUGGCCGAGGCUUUAGCCAGAAGUCUCACCUCCACAGACACAGGAUGACCAAGUCCGGCCAUCGCCUCCCACCUCAAGAGCUGCUUUCCUGACCUUCCCUUUCCUCACGAGUGUGAAGAUGGCAGAAAGCACUAGGAAACAUUUUGCUUUCCUCAAAUGCAGUGGAGGAAUAAAAGAACACAUUGAUUUAUGGUUUAUUUUCUGUACUAGCAAUGUGUUUUGAUUUGCUAAAGCUGCCAUUAAAAAAAACACCACAAACUUGACGGCUAAAGAA